GUCAAUGACAGAAUGGUAUGAGUUAUAUAACCUUGAGUAAGACUCUGAAAUAUUGAAGAAAUCAGCUUCUGAUAAACAGCAGCUUCUCGGCUGAGAGAUUUGCUUCCCUUCUGCUCCUCUCUGACAUAUCAUGAGCAAGGGAGGUCACUGACAGAAUGGGAUGGGUUAUAUAGCAGUCCCUUGAGUAAGACACUCUGAGAUAUUGAAGAAAUCAGCUUCUGAUAAACAGCAGCUCCUCGGCCAAGAGUUUUGCUGCACUUCUGCUCCUGUACUCCUGAUGAUAAACAUGGUUUUCACUGAUCCCGUCUCAAUAGUCCUAUCCAUUAUUCUAUGUCUAUGUUUGAUAAGAAUUAUUUAUGACUGGGAUAGAAAUGUUAACACAAAUUUCCCUCCUGGACCAAUGGCUGUACCAUUUAUUGGACAUUUGCAUCUAAUAAAUAAGAAUGAACCCUUUAAAAAUAUUAUGGAGCUAUCUGAAAAGUAUGGGCCUGUGUUCACCACCCAAUUGGGAACCAAAAAGUAUGUUGUCCUCUGUGGAUAUGAAACACUGAAGGAAGCUCUAGUGAAUUAUGCUGAUGAGUUUUCCUGGAGAAGUGAAAUUCCAAUUUUUGAUGAAAUAGCUAAGGGACACGGUGUUCUUUUUGCCAACGGGGAGAAUUGGAAAGUCAUGAGGAGAUUUACUCUUUCAACAUUACGAGAUUUUGGAAUGGGAAAACAAUAUCUAGAAGAAAAGAUUAAUAAAGAAAAUGAUUCCUUAAUUCAGAAGAUUGAGUCUUUUAGUGGACAACCAUUUGAGAACACCAUGACCAUGAAUGCUGCUGUUGCCAACAUAAUUGUAUCUAUAUUACUUGAUCAUCGAUAUGAUUAUGAGGAUCCUGUAUUUCUCAGACUUAUGGAAAUAAUACAUGAAAUAAUGAAGCUUUUGGGCCAUCCAAUGAUUAUAUUGUACAAUGCAUACCCAUCCCUGUUUCGCUGGAUACCUGGAGUUCACAAAACAAUUAAGAAAAAUAUGAAUGAGUAUCAUAAUUUUAUUAGAGAGACCUUUGCAAUACAAAGGGAGCAACUGGAUGCUAAUGACCAGAGGAACCUUAUUGAUGUAUUUCUUGUUAAACAAGAGGAAGAAAAGCUUCAUGGAAAAUAUUUCAGCAAUGAAAAUCUAGUGCAUCUUGUGAGUGAUUUAUUUGCUGCUGGAAUGGAGACAACAUCCACGACUCUGCGCUGGGGUUUUCUGAUUAUGAUGAAAUACUCAGAAAUACAAAAAAAUGUACAAAAUGAAAUUGAAAAAGUGAUCGGAUCUGCCCAGCCUCAAAUGAAACACCGUAAAAAAAUGCCGUAUACUGACGCUGUAAUUCACGAAAUUCAAAGAUUUGGUAGCAUUGCAGUAAUCACUAGUCCACGUGAAAUUAGUCAUGAUGUUGUUUUAAAAGGUUAUUUUCUACCAAAGGGAACCAACGUUCUUCUUAUGUUGGCAUCUGCAUUAAAAGAUAAGGAUUACUUUGAAAAGCCAGACGAGUUUUAUCCUCAACACUUUCUUGACUCUGAGGGAAAUUUUGUAAAAAACAAUGCAUUUAUACCUUUUUCAGCAGGUCGGAGAGCAUGCGUUGGAGAAAAUUUUGCCAAAAUGGAGAUUUUCCUGUUCUUCACAAGGCUGCUGCAAAAAUUCACAUUUCAGCUUCCUCCAGGUGUUUCAGAUGUUGAUUUUUCCCCUGCGCUUGGACUUACCAGGGGGCCUAAGCCGUAUUUCAUGUGUGCUGUGCCUCGCUUUUAGAAUAUGUUAAUAAAUGGGAUCAGAGAUUAAGAUUGAAAGUUUUGUAAACAUUAAAAAACACACAAUUAAUAUAA
This is a messenger RNA of Bombina bombina (fire-bellied toad), 1842 nucleotides long. RefSeq names its product cytochrome P450 2K6-like. Bases 278 to 1768 code for a protein of 496 amino acids. Gene Ontology annotation, molecular function: oxidoreductase activity, acting on paired donors, with incorporation or reduction of molecular oxygen, reduced flavin or flavoprotein as one donor, and incorporation of one atom of oxygen; heme binding; iron ion binding. The transcript is spliced from 11 exons. Gene Ontology annotation, cellular component: intracellular membrane-bounded organelle; cytoplasm. The record is from RefSeq and is a predicted model, not a curated record. NCBI's taxonomy places the organism in Eukaryota, Metazoa, Chordata, Amphibia, Anura, Bombinatoridae. Gene Ontology annotation, biological process: xenobiotic metabolic process.